Messenger RNA from Acipenser ruthenus (sterlet), 5514 nucleotides. RefSeq names its product transducin-like enhancer protein 4. Gene Ontology annotation, cellular component: nucleus; transcription regulator complex. The transcript has 22 exons. Gene Ontology annotation, molecular function: transcription corepressor activity; protein binding. The record is from RefSeq and is a predicted model, not a curated record. Gene Ontology annotation, biological process: regulation of DNA-templated transcription; negative regulation of canonical Wnt signaling pathway. Bases 855 to 3215 code for a protein of 786 amino acids. Lineage: Eukaryota; Metazoa; Chordata; Actinopteri; Acipenseriformes; Acipenseridae.
GGUUAUCUUUAAUGCCAGCUACACCUCUUAGCUCUCUGCUCGCCCCGGGACUGUUCGCAGAGACUUCAGGAAAUUGUAGUUAUUAGGGAGAGGGUUUCACGUUGAAAGUCUAAGACCGAAUGACUCAAUGCGACUACAUUACCCGGAAGGCUACAGUCACCCCUGCGGGUUGUUGUGAAUAUAUAUCAGAAUUUUAAUGACUUGCUGCUGCUAAAUUUGGUCAAAGAAGUCACUACAGAAGGCUUGUUGUUAGCGCUGUACAGGGAGCACUUUGCAGACGUUUCUUCUCACGGCGAUGGGUCUGGAUUGUGUUAGAAAAUGUGCAAAUAAGGAAAGAAAUAAGUGAUAAAAAAAACAAAAAACUAUUGAGCUUAGUAAAUGAACAGAACAAUUCAGAAAACAGAGUAGUACAAACUAAAAGUGAAUCAAAAGGAAGAAAAAAAUCAUAACGGUGAAAGAAAAUCUUUGGAAGGGAGAUGGGAUGCUUUUUUAUACAAAUGUGAAAUUCCGAUCAUUACAAUCCGGACUAGUAGUCGGCAGACCGCGAGCCAGUACAAAGGUUAAGAAUAAACAUGCUCGUAGUUCUUAAAAUAUUGACACAAUCCUGUCGAAUUUACAUUGGAAGCGAAGAUACUUCCUGUUGUAUUUAAGAUAAAACACCUGGGAAUGUUGCAACGUUCUUUGCGAAGGGAUAAGCGGAUACAAAGCGCUCUUGCAUGAAACUGUAGAGGAAAUUACUCCACGCUUCCGAGAAGACGGGAGUGUUAAUGAGGGCUGUCGAAUUUAUGUGAAUAACUAAGAAUUUGUUAUAUUUUCAUGUUGUUAACAUCCUGGAAGGAAUAAAUACCAUAUUGAUGAUUCGAGACCUGAGCAAGAUGUACCCCCAGGCUAGGCACCCAGCUCCACAUCAACCAGCCCAGCCCUUUAAAUUCACCAUAUCGGAGUCCUGCGAUAGGAUUAAAGAAGAGUUUCAGUUUUUACAGGCUCAGUACCACAGUUUGAAGCUGGAGUGUGAAAAAUUGGCUAGUGAGAAGACUGAAAUGCAGCGACAUUACGUCAUGUAUUACGAGAUGUCGUAUGGACUGAACAUAGAGAUGCACAAACAGGCUGAGAUUGUCAAGAGGCUGAAUGCUAUUUGUGCCCAAGUUAUUCCCUUCUUAUCCCAGGAGCACCAGCAGCAAGUGGUCCAAGCAGUGGAGAGAGCCAAGCAAGUUACCAUGGCAGAGCUGAACGCCAUCAUUGGGCAACAGCAAACCAUCUUUCCCACAAUGCAGCAGCAGCUCCAGGCUCAGCAUCUCUCACAUGGACAUGGGCUUCCAGUCCCCCUCACGCCCCACCCCUCGGGUCUGCAGCCUCCAGCUAUCCCUCCCAUGGGCAGCAGUGCAGGUCUCCUGGCCCUGUCCAGCGUGCUCAGUGGACAUCCUCAACUACCAAUCAAAGAUGAGAAAAAGCACCAUGAGAAUGAUCACCAAAGAGAUAGAGACUCCGUAAAGAGCUCGUCUGUGUCACCAUCAGCUAGUUUCAGAGCAGCAGAGAAACACAGGAACUCGACGGAUUACUCCUUGGAUAGCAAGAAACAGAAGACUGAUGACAAAGAUUUGGCAACCCGCUAUGAUAGUGAUGGAGAGAAGAGUGAUGACAACUUGGUGGUUGAUGUUUCUAAUGAGGACCCAGUUUCUCCUCGAGGAAGCCCAGCACAUUCCCCAAGAGAGAAUGGCCUGGAUAAGCCACGCUUGAUCAAGAAGGAUGCUCCAAUCAGCCCAGCCUCUCUCGCUUCCUCCAGCAGCACCCCAUCUUCAAAGUCCAAAGAGCUUAACCUUAAUGAGAAAUCUACUACUCCAGUGUCAAAAUCCAGCACCCCAACUCCACGCUCAGAUGCUCCCACUCCGGGCAGCACCUCCACUCCAGGACUGAGGGCUGUACCUGGCAAGCUACUAGGAGCUGACCCAUUAGCUCCUGGUUUGCGGACCCCCAUGGCAGUGCCAUGCCCUUACCCGGCUCCUUUUGGCAUUGUUCCUCAUGCUGGCAUGAAUGGCGACCUGACCAGCCCGGGGACAGCCUAUGCUGGCCUGCACAGCAUUUCUCCACAGAUGAGUGCUGCUGCCGCCGCUGCAGCAGCCGCUGCAGCAGCUGCUGCCUACGGCCGAUCACAGGUGGUUGGCUUUGAUCCACACCACCAUAUGCGCGUUCCUGGGAUCCCUCCGAACCUGUCUGGCAUCCCUGGAGGAAAACCAGCCUAUUCGUUUCAUGUGAGUGCUGACGGCCAGAUGCAGCCUGUGCCCUUCCCUCCUGAUGCUCUGAUUGGUCCGGGGAUCCCUCGGCACGCCCGUCAGAUCAACACUUUGAGUCACGGAGAGGUGGUGUGCGCAGUUACCAUCAGCAACCCCACUAGACACGUGUAUACUGGUGGCAAGGGCUGUGUGAAGGUCUGGGACAUCAGUCACCCUGGCAACAAGAGCCCAGUGUCUCAGCUGGACUGUCUGAACAGAGAUAACUACAUCCGUUCCUGCAGAUUACUCCCCGACGGGCGCACCCUGAUUGUCGGCGGGGAGGCCAGCACGUUAUCCAUCUGGGACCUGGCUGCUCCCACCCCGCGCAUUAAGGCUGAGCUGACAUCCUCGGCGCCUGCCUGCUAUGCUCUGGCUAUCAGUCCCGACUCCAAGGUGUGCUUCUCCUGCUGCAGUGACGGUAACAUCGCAGUCUGGGACCUGCACAACCAGACACUAGUCAGACAAUUCCAGGGCCACACGGAUGGAGCCAGCUGUAUUGAUAUUUCCAAUGAUGGCACCAAGCUGUGGACGGGAGGCUUGGACAACACAGUCAGGUCCUGGGACCUCCGAGAAGGAAGGCAGCUACAGCAACAUGACUUCACUUCCCAGAUAUUUUCUUUGGGAUACUGCCCUACAGGAGAAUGGCUGGCUGUGGGAAUGGAGAACAGUAAUGUGGAGGUGUUGCACGUCACAAAACCAGACAAAUACCAGUUACAUCUCCAUGAGAGCUGUGUGCUGUCACUCAAAUUUGCCCAUUGUGGUAAAUGGUUUGUGAGCACUGGGAAAGAUAACCUGCUGAAUGCCUGGAGGACCCCAUAUGGAGCCAGCAUAUUCCAGUCCAAGGAAUCCUCCUCUGUGCUUAGCUGCGAUAUCUCUGUGGAUGAUAAAUACAUUGUCACAGGCUCUGGGGACAAGAAGGCCACUGUCUAUGAAGUUAUUUAUUAGACGGAGGAUCUGAAUACAAAGAGGACUCCUACCGAAGCACUUUGUUAUAGCUGAUCAUUAAGACUGACUGUGAAGCAAAGAUUUGUUGAAAUGAAGAAGAAAAAAACAAACAAACAAAGAAACAGGAAUCUGCUGCAUUGACUUCAACUUAUUUUACUACUAUAUUAUGGAUGUACAGUAAACUCUUGUGAUACCAAAUCUUCAGACCAGAAUUAACUGAUAGAAUGAACCGAGCUUACUUUCCAUGAACUGAACACAUUAAUUAUGUACAAUAGUUUAUUCUAUUUAUUUUUAAGAAUAUUUUCUAACCAAUACUUAAAUUCAAUUGGAUGGAGCUGAUAGGCACGUCUGUUGAUAUUAAAGAAGGAUGGAAUUGUCUCCAGACUUGGGCAGGAAGUUCUCUUGCAAAAACCAAAUAUUUUUACAUCAGUGUUCAUUUGGAAUUUAAUUAUUUUGGAUUACAUUCCAGUUACUAAAGAUCAUGUAAAAGUGAGUUGCAGUAGAAGUUUUUUUGUGACUCCUCAUACUGAUGCCUAUGGAACCGAGACAACUACCCAGACACCCUGAAGUGUUUUCUAGCCACAGAUACACGACUCAAUGGAAAUUAGCAAGGUGAUUGUUAAUGUCCUCCAGGCGUGGAUUGUUGACAACUAUUUCAUGGGACUUGCUUUGAAAAUCCUUCCAGCAGACACUUAUUUGUGUGCAAACUAAAUGUAAAUAGUACUUUUGGACAGUUUGUGUGUUGAAUGCUUAAAAGAACCAAGUAUGUGGAUCUGCUGAUGUACAGUGCCUUUGCUGCUAUAGAUCAAACCUUUAAUAUAGGUAAUAUAUUGUAUUGGUUUAGAUGUACUAUAUUUGGUAUUAGAGUAUAGAGACACAAUAUUCAGUUUACAAUAGACUGUCUAGUUGAGUUCUGGAAGUGGUAGCCAACAUUGUUCUGAGUUCUUGGUGUUUUGUCAUGAACAGUUUCAGAAUACUGUAACGUUGAAUGGUUUUGAUACUAAAACUUGUGAUUGUAUAUAUUUCUGAUGCAACAUGUCAGUAAUUCUCAUGCAUAUAUUAGGGUGUGAAACAGCACUGUAGAUAACAUUUGCAGGUUGUAAAAUUUCUGAAUUUUUGUUUUGUAAGAAAUUCAAAGUGAUCUAAAGGUUUCACAUUUUUUCUUCGGUGGAAACAUGUUAGAUAACUUUGCAGAAACAGUUGUAAGCAUGGAGACCUGGGCCAGAGAUGAGUCAUUUGUAUUUUUUAUUGAUCAUAGUAAUACAUGAUUACACAUUAUAGUACUUAACACAAUCCUAAUGUAUACAUAUGAGUAGCUGUUAGUUUAUGGAUCAGUCAUUUAAAAUUACUUUUAUACAUUCACUCCAGCUCAACAUGUUGAUUUUUAUCCUUUCUUAGGCCAAGUUUCCUAUGUACAUAAAACAGUAUAGCAUAGCUUGCAGCAAAGUAGUUUUUCACUCUAAAGAAAUGUUUAUUUUUCCUAAUUUGAUGCAUUAUCCCAUCAUUACAUUUUAGAUACAGAUAUUUGGGUAUUUGUUUGUUUUUCAGCAAAAUAGCUGUGAAGACAACCAGUCCUUUUUUUAAAUGUGCUUUUUCUGUUAUAUAAAGGAGAAUGGCAUGCCUCCAAUAAAACAUACUGUAUGUCUCCCCGCUUACAAUAUAUGGAAACCUUGUUUUAUAUUCUCUCUGCCUGCCCUAUUUAAAAUGUUCACAAUAUUCAGUUUUACAAGCCAUUGGAAAAUGUAAAGAACACCCUAUUUUUAUUUUUUUUAACCUGCAUUCUUAGGAGUGGAUGACGUUCUGCUUAUUAUAAGGUACAUUAAGUUAUUGGCUGAAAAUAAGUAUAUUAAAAAUAAGUAAACAAGUUGUGAACUGUAGAGAUUGAGUCAAACAAAUAUAUCAAGUAUUGUCAUAUUUUGCAAUGCCUUUAAAGUAAUGUUUCUUGGAAAAGGUUUCUGCAGAUGGCCAACCAAUCUGUCCAUCCAAUGUACAAAGAAUCGCAUUGCCCAUUUUUAAUUGAUUUCUCUAACAUUUUUAUAGAGGGUGCUCUGUAUCAUCACCAUUUUAUAUGGAUGACUCUCUUUUUUUUUGAACAACACAAAUUGAUAAGUAGGAUUUGCUUUGGUACUGGAUAGUUCAAGAUACUAUUUUAUACAAACAAUGAAACAUUUAUGCUGUAAAAAAUGAAAAAGUACCCGUUGCUAGGUGUUGGUGUUUCUUUAAUACAACAUGCAUUUUGUCUUUUCUAGUCCUGUGUCUAAAUUUAUUAAAAACCUUUAUGGCGUUGCAUUGAUGAUAA